Elgaria multicarinata webbii is the source of this 2646-nucleotide messenger RNA. RefSeq names its product autophagy related 7 (gene ATG7). The transcript has 18 exons. Lineage: Eukaryota; Metazoa; Chordata; Lepidosauria; Squamata; Anguidae. The record is from RefSeq and is a predicted model, not a curated record. Gene Ontology annotation, biological process: autophagosome assembly; piecemeal microautophagy of the nucleus; autophagy of mitochondrion. Bases 201 to 2330 code for a protein of 709 amino acids. Gene Ontology annotation, cellular component: cytoplasm; phagophore assembly site. Gene Ontology annotation, molecular function: Atg8 activating enzyme activity; Atg12 activating enzyme activity.
AGCAGCUGAACGUAAGUAAUCUACGCAUGUACAGACUUCGUCGCUGGCACAGGUGUAUGUUUAAAUUAUACACAUGUUGACGAAUGCGUGAAAAAAACGGGAAGAGUAUCUUAACUCCCGGAUUCCGUACACUUCAUACGAGCAAGGAGUUUCCUUCUCUCGUCACGUGUUGAUUUCUACAGACCCGUGUCUGGAUAAGAAUGGCAAGCGAGGGCAGUGAAACGCGAAACCCGGCGGAGGGUGGACCUCCCAAACUGCAGUUUGUUCCCUUCAGUAGUGCUUUGGAUGCGGGGUUUUGGCAUGAACUGACCCAGAAGAAACUCAAUGAGUACAAGCUUGACGAGACUCCAAAAGCGAUCCGAGGAUAUUACUAUAAUGGAGAUCCUGCUGGUAUGCCAGCUCGUUUGACGCUAGAAUUUAGUGCUUUUGAUAUGAAUGCCCCAACACCGGCACGAUGCUGUCCUGCUCUUGGAACAUUGUAUAACACCAAUACCUUGGAAGCGUUCAAAUCCUGCGACAAGAAGUUUCUUCUGGAUCAAGCAGCAAGUGAGGUAUGGAACGCAAUAACAUCGGGGGAUGCGGCUGAAAAUCCUGUCUUACUGAACAGAUUUCUCCUAUUGACAUUUGCAGAUUUAAAGAGAUAUCGUUUCUAUUACUGGUUUUGUUACCCUGCAUUGUGCCUCCCAGAAGGUAUCCCUUUGAUUCAGCAACCUGUGUGCCUAGGUGCAAAGUUCUCUCCAGCUCAGAUUCAGGCACUCCAGAAUGCAUAUGACGAACUUUGCCAGAAAGAAGGUCUAACAGCCCUGCCUUAUUUUUUAAUCAAGUACCAUGAUGAUUCCAUCCUUGUGUCUUUGCUUAAAAACUGGGAUGACUUCUUUCCUGAUCAAAGGGAAAAGGUGACACUUGGUGUUUAUGACCCAUGUAAUUUUGCCCAAUAUCCAGGAUGGCCACUGAGAAAUAUAUUGGUCCUGACAGCGUAUAGAUGGGGCAGCCACCUCCGUUCAGUGGAAGUGCUGUGUUUCAGGGACAGGACCAUGCAGGGAGCAAGAGACAUUUCGCACAGUACCAUUUUUGAAAUAAAGCUUCCACAGGUGGCACAGAGUUCAGAUUGCCCAAAAGCUGUUGGAUGGGAGAAAAAUCAAAAGGGAAGUAUGGGCCCAAGAAUGGUCAAUCUAAGUGAGUGUAUGGACCCCAAAAGGUUAGCUGAAUCAUCCGUGGAUCUUAAUCUUAAAUUGAUGUGUUGGCGGUUAGUGCCUACUCUCGACCUGGAGAAAGUUGUGUCUGUGAAGUGUCUUCUCCUAGGAGCUGGUACGCUGGGUUGUAGUGUAGCCAGAACCUUGAUGGGAUGGGGAGUCCGGAAGAUCACCUUUGUGGACAAUGCAAAGAUCUCUUAUUCCAACCCUGUGCGGCAGCCACUGUAUGAGUUUGAAGACUGUCUCGGGGGUGGGAAGUCCAAAGCAGUUGCAGCAGCAGACAAACUUCAAAAAAUAUUCCCAGGAGUGAAUGCUGAAGGUUUUAAUAUGAGUAUCCCAAUGCCAGGUCACCCAGUGAAUUUUUCAGAAGUCACCUUGGAGCAAGCUCGCAAGGAUGUGGCACAUCUGGAAGAGCUUAUUGAUAGUCAUGAUGUCAUCUUUUUGUUAAUGGACACCAGGGAAAGCCGAUGGCUUCCUGCUGUUAUUGCAGCCAGCAAGAGAAAGCUGGUCAUUAAUGCAGCUUUGGGAUUUGACACAUUUGUUGUGAUGAGACAUGGGCUAAAGAAACCAAAGCAUCAAGAGGUGGGCGAUUCUCCCUGCAAUAAUCCCUCUGGCUCAGCUGAUCUCUUAGGAUCAUCGCUCUUCUCAAAUAUUCCUGGUUACAAACUUGGCUGCUAUUUCUGCAAUGAUGUUGUGGCACCAGGAGAUUCCACCAGGGAUCGGACAUUGGAUCAGCAAUGCACGGUCAGUCGACCAGGAUUAGCCAUGAUAGCAGGAGCACUUGCUGUUGAAUUAAUGGUAUCUAUUUUACAGCACCCAGAAGGUGGCUAUGCUGUUGCUAGUAGUAGUGAUGACAGAAUGAAUGAACCUCCUACAUCUCUUGGGCUUGUGCCCCACCAGAUUCGAGGCUUUUUAUCAAGAUUUGAUAAUGUCCUUCCUGUCAGCCUGGCUUUUGACAAGUGCACUGCCUGUUCUCCCAAAGUCCUUGACCAGUAUGAGAGAGAAGGCUUUAAUUUCCUAGCAAAGGUUUUUAAUUCCUCGCAUUCCUUCUUAGAAGAUCUCACAGGUCUGACUCUGUUGCAUCAGGAGACCCAAGCUGCUGAGAUCUGGGACAUGAGCGAUGAUGAAACACUCUGAAAGCCCACUGAACAAAAUGGAAGACUGCCUACAUAGGGUUGUGUUGGUGCCCUUUUAUUGGUCAUUUGACGUUAAAGAUUGCUUACUUAACUCUCAGUGUUACAAAUAUAAACACAUAAACAUCUUUGGUAAGGAUGGGACAAUGUGGCAAUCUGAAAUCAGCUCUACUGUGAGUGUAACUCUUCUUUUUAUUGUGUGUAUAUAUAUAUAUCUUACCUGUAAGUCAGUUAAAAUUUAAAAUUCUUUCUAUUUUUUCUGUUUCUAAACACAGCUUAUAUUUAAAAUAUCUCUUAAGUAAACUACUUUGUUUCUUUUU